AACUGUAAGGAUCUUUGCAAGCAGGAGUAUCAGGAAGAUCACCUCCAGGAUGCAUACUAGAAGAGCAGUCUUUGUCUACUUAGAUAGCGGCACCAUGAUCAUGAGAUUACAAUUUUUUGGUCUGAGUUUGCUGCUUGUGCUUCUCACGAGGACUAUGAUAAUGAUUUUCAUCCGCUCUCGCACAAAGACAGAUAACAACAAAACAAAACAUCACAAAUUACCUAGGUAUGCACAAGAAUGAACAUCUUCACAAGGUGAAGGUACCUAAGUAUUCACACCCAACAAGAAGAUCAUGUCGAAAAACACGCGACGACCAAAACAAAAUACGACGCCCACGCCUCCGACUAGCAAGAUGAAGCUGUCGUCAUCGGAUCGGGCAGCAAUACAGGGAUUGCUUGCGCAGCGCAAGUUAGUCACAGAGAAAACCGCAGAAACAUAUGAGUUUCGUAUCGCAGUUAUGUGCAGCAGACUGCCACAAGGGCGUAGUAGAGGUUUGACACACGAUGAUACAAGUCGCACGAUUAUACUAGAAACAAAUAUCAAUAUAAUUUGGUGGAUAGUAGCCGUCGCGCGUCGCAAUGUGUAGCUCCAGCUUGAUUACAUUGUACUAACAAAAGGCUUCCUGCUCACGCUCACUAUCUAAAAAAGGAGCUAAAGCUAAAGAGCAUGAACUGCCGGCAUGUACGACUUCGGUACAGAGUAAAGACAAAAGCCAACUUGUCACCGACAAGUCAACGUUUUAAGGCUUUCUCUAACUCCUCGUCUUACUUAAAUAUGAAGCAUCUUUCUUUGGUGCCUUCUUGACGAGAAAAACACCUCAGUAAAGUAAGUAUGCUGCUUUUGAAGAAAAUAAGAAAUUAUAUGUUGGUAGAAAAAGUAUCUGAAUAGAUGUUGGUGAAUGGGUAGAAGGGUCUAAAUGUUGGUGGAAGCAGUCUCUUCCUUUGAGGAGUUUCAGACACGUGGUGUUGGACCCGUUCACGCAGAAAUAUGGCGGAGGCUUGCCAGCCUAAGGGAGAGGGUAGUCAACUUUUAUGGAGUACAGCAUUCAGAGUCAGAGAAACAGAAAAUAUGUCUACUAAGUGCCUCCACUAGCAGGGUAAUGAACUCCAAUCCACCCAUGCUUUUUGGACUGUACCCCAGGAUUGGGUUAGCUACUGUUACUACUACUACUACUGCAUGACGAAGGAGAAUGUAGAAUGAUCAAAACUUUUCUGGACUUGGUAGUUGUACAACUGCUUCAGCUUCUUAGAAGUUAUCAAUAUCGCGGCUUGGCUCAGGAGGAGACGAAGCUUUCGUUCUCAUACCUACUGUGCCCUGCAGAAUAGCAAGAGUAGAGUUACUAGACGGAUACCAAGUUUGAAUAAGGAAGGAUCGAUUAGGUUAUCGAGUUUUGAUAAGGAAGGAUUAGAUGGCUUACUCUGAGGAUCAUAAGGAAGAUAAUUCUCUGAAUCCUUGCAAGAAUAGGGGAGAUCCUUCUCCAAGAAGUCCAGGUUUUUUGUGUGAACAACUCGAAGAGCAGUAUUAGACGUGAAGGUGAACGUGAUCGCUUUCGCAAAUUUAAGUACAACAAAAGAACCGGACAUCACACAGUACGUCGCUAUUCACAACGAACAUCUUCACAAGUUACCUCCAAGUUAGUAUUUACACGGAACGACAAGAUGUCAAAAACUACACGAACCAAAAAUACAACGACCACGCCGUCGCAUUGAAUACAAGAGUAGGGAUACCGAGAUGGGGAGGACCGAGUAGAUGAAACAAUGCGCGCUCUAACCAUAGCAAGGAGAUUGCACCAAGCGACAUACACUCCCAGAAUUUGCCGCCCCGGAAAGCACCUACCUAAGAGGAGCACAAUGAAGGAUCGAGUGAUGAGGAAUCAGAAGCGAAUAGCGAGUUGGGUAUCCUUGGAGCAAAAUGGGCAUGUGUUUUCGCUGCGAAUGGUUAUUGCACUCUGACUAUAACUUACAUUUCCAGGAUCCUUAUCGUGGACAUCAAGAGGCGCUGUUACGAGAGUUAGUAGCUGUUUUGAGAUAGAUGAAAAGAUACGAUGAAUGGCGUUACUGCGGUUCGAUGCCUGUGUUAUCACAAAUGAUAGCACUAGGGACGAAAGGAUACAUAGAGGGAGCAGUACUCAGUUCUCGAUCGCAGUUUGUCAAGAAGUGGCGCAGAUAGUUAUGCUCUAUCUCUUUUGAGAGUCUUCAGGAUUUAGGAUCAAUAUACGUGACUGUUCUCAUCAUAAUGCAUCAUGCCAUUCUUUGAUGUUGUUUGUCGAACAUUGCUACAGAUUUCUCUAUAGUUUUUGGAGAGUUUGAAUCUUCCAUUUUGAAAGUCUCAAUUGUGGAAUCUUUCACGACUUGGAAGUUUGAAACUUAUAGACGUUGAAACUAUGAGAGUUUCAAACUUUGAGACGUUGAAACUAUGAGAGUUUGAAACUUUGAGACGUUGAAUCUAUAAAACUUUAGAGUUCUGAAGUCCUAAGAGUCUAAAAGAUUGUUCAACUCUAAGAUUUUCAUGAAUUUCAUAAUUUUGAAUUUCAAAAUCUCUCUUAUAUCCAAGAAUUUUCAGUUAUAUCGCCUAAAAUUGAAAUUCAUUUCCUGACGAGCGCUUUGACAGACAUCACGAAUCUGAUGAAAAUCAUGGAUAUGCGCGAUUCUCUUGAAAAUCAUUACAGCGCCUUUCACUGCACUGGAUUUCGAUCAUUUUAAGAUGCUUUCACAAUCGAACCAUUUAGAUGGCAUCAGUAGUUUUAGGUAGUUGUAUCAAUCUCAGAUUUUUGAACCUUGUCUGUCAGUGAUACUUCGCAUUUACAACGAAAAAGCAUAAGGUGCUGCUGUUUCACAACUUCAAACAAGUGCAUAAUUCAAGCACAAGCUGCGCCAUUUUCUUACUGGGAUUCACAUGGAUGUUGGUAUUUAUUACAGGACAGACAGGCUUUCCUCUCCA
Molecule: messenger RNA, 2940 nt
Organism: Amoebophrya sp. A25
Lineage: Eukaryota; Dinophyceae; Syndiniales; Amoebophryaceae
Source: the annotation of a GenBank genome assembly